AUGAAGGAUAUGGGUUUAUUUUUCCCUAAAUUGUCCAAAGAAAAUUUGGUUGGUUUUGCAGAUGCAGGUUAUUUGUCUGAUCCACAUAAUGCUCGAUCACAAACUGGAUAUGUGUUCACAUACGGUGGUACUACCAUUUUUUGGCGUUCCAUGAAACAAACCAUUGCAGCUACUUCUUCCAAUCAUUCUGAGAUAUUAGCAAUUCAUGAAGCUAGUCAUGAAUGUGUAUGGUUAAGGUCGGUAAUCCAACAUAUAAAAGACGUUUGCGGUUUAUCAUCCUGGAAAGAGGCACCGACAACUUUAUAUGAGGAUAAUGCAGCUUGUAUUGCGCAACUUAAGGAAGGAUACAUUAAAGGCGACAGAACAAAGCACAUCUCACCCAAAUAUUUCCUCGCUCAUGAUCUUCAGAAGAAUGGAGAUAUAAAUGUUUUGCAGAUUCGUUCAAGUGAGAAUUUAGCAAACUUAUUCACUAAGGCUCUCCCAACCGCAACAUUUAAAAAAUUAGUUUAUCGUAUUGGAUUGCGCCGUCUCAAAGAUCUUCAGUGA
This is a messenger RNA of Chenopodium quinoa (quinoa), 546 nucleotides long. RefSeq lists its product as uncharacterized. Bases 1 to 546 code for a protein of 181 amino acids. NCBI's taxonomy places the organism in Eukaryota, Viridiplantae, Streptophyta, Magnoliopsida, Caryophyllales, Amaranthaceae. The transcript has a single exon. The record is from RefSeq and is a predicted model, not a curated record.